AUGAAAACCCUCGCAACCAUCCUCGCCGCUGCCAUCUUGGCUCGCGCAGAGUUAGCUACCACAUCUUUGCCCCCUCUGUCAGACAUCAAGGCUGCUGCCGCUACUACCCUGCCCGAAUCCCCUACCUCCGACGUCAAGGGCCUUGCCUUUAACCGGUUUUAUCAGGUCUGGCUCGAGAAUAUCGACUAUUCCGACGCCGAGUCCGAUCCUAACCAGGAGUGGCUGGCCAAACAGGGUAUUCUGCUUACCAACUUCUAUGCUCUGACCCACCCCUCGGAGCCCAAUUACUGUGCCGCUGCCGGCGGUGACACCUUUGGAAUGGACAAUGACAACUUCAACCAGAUCCCUGAAAAUGUCUCCUCCAUUGUUGAUCUUCUCGACACCAAGGGUAUCUCGUGGGGCGAGUACCAGGAGCAUAUUCCAUACCCCGGCUACCAGGGCUACAAUUACUCCAACCAGAAUACUUACGCACCCGACUAUGUCCGCAAGCACAACCCGCUCAUGCUUUACGACUCGGUCGUCAAAAACGAGACCAAGGCUCGCCAGAUCAAGAACUUCACGCAUUUCGAUGAGGACUUGAAGAAUAAGAAGCUUCCCCAGUGGGCUUUCAUCACUCCCAACAUGACCAAUGAUGCCCAUGACACCAACAUCACUUUUGCAUCCAAGUGGGAACGCCCGUGGGUUGAGAAGCUUCUGAAGAACGACUACUUCAUGAAGGACACUCUACUUCUUUUGACCUAUGAUGAGGAUAAAACCUACAUCCACAAAAAUGGAAACCGGGUCUUCUCUAUCCUCGUCGGUGGAGCGGUACCCGAGCACCUGAAGGGUACCACGGACGACACCUUCUACACUCAUUACUCAACCAUUGCCUCCGUCAGCGCUAACUGGGGACUCCCCAGUCUGGGUCGUUGGGACUGUGGCGCCAAUCUGCUGCAAAUCGUCGCCAACAAGACGGGCUACGUCAACUACCAAGUCGACACAACUAACCUGCUUCUGAACGAAACCUACCCUGGUCCAAUGGCAGAUGGUGAGUACGCCAAGUUCUCCCCCGAAUGGCCAGUUCCUUUGACCAGCGGCAACUGCUCUGCCGGUCACGGUAUUCUCGACGCCGUCAAGAAGACUUAUGCUGGAAAGGCUGCGACUUAUAACUACACCAGCCCUUACCCAUGGAACGAGAAAGUCGGUUACAAUGAUAAGGUCACUGUUAGCAAAUCCUCAAACUCCAGCUCGGCCUCCAGCAGCCCUUCUGCGUCUUCCACGAAGAAGAAUUCCGCUGCCGUCGUGAGUGUCUCUAGCUCCCUGGCUCUGACCGGAGCUCUG
Molecule: messenger RNA, 1320 nt
Organism: Penicillium waksmanii
Lineage: Eukaryota; Fungi; Ascomycota; Eurotiomycetes; Eurotiales; Aspergillaceae
Product: acid phosphatase PHOa
Exons: 4
Biological process (GO): phospholipid catabolic process
Molecular function (GO): hydrolase activity, acting on ester bonds
Source: RefSeq, a predicted model, not a curated record